UCUUAUUUUCGUGGACAGAUUUUCGGCAGAGUAAAUCAAUGGAGUAAUGCAAAUGAUACUUUAGUUCCUCUCGUUUCGCGACUUCCGCUCUGCUGAAACAUAUUAAUAUUUUCCAUAUUGGAUAAAUAUUUUGGUUAAUUGCUGCAAAAUAUAUUUUACGAUAUUCUUAUUUUCCUGGAAAAGAUAGGAGGAUGGCUGCUGCUGAGGUGAACAGUAGUUCUGCUCCGGUGUUGGAGGAAAAGGAGCCUAUAGAAGUCACCACUGAAGGCGAGCACACAGAGAACUACCAGACACUAAUUGAUGCCGGACUGCCGCAGAAAGUGGCUGACAGUCUCAACAAAAUAUUCUCUACUGGGUUGCUGGCAUACACUGACCUAGAUGAGAGGGCCAUCGAUGCUCUGAAGGCGUUCAAUGAAGUGGGAGCGUUGUCUGUACUGUCGCAGUUCAAAGAAAGUGACCUGACCCAUGUCCAGAACAAAAGUGCUUUUCUUUGUGCAGCUAUGAAGACAUACAGACAGAGGGAAAAGCAAGGAAGUAAAGUUCAGGAAUCCUCCAAGGGUCCUGCUGAGUCCAAGAUCAAGGCUCUGCUGGCGCGGACAGGAUACACCCUGGACGUCACCACCGGACAGAGGAAAUACGGAGGGCCCCCACCAGAGGAAGUGUUUAAAGGAGCACAGCCUGGGAUUGGAACUGAGGUGUUUGUAGGAAAGAUCCCCAGAGACCUGUAUGAAGAUGAGCUGGUGCCUCUGUUUGAGAAGGCGGGCCCAAUCUGGGAUCUGAGGUUAAUGAUGGACCCCCUGUCGGGUCAGAACCGGGGCUACGCCUUCAUCAACUUCUGCAGCAAGGAUGCAGCAGCUGAGGCGGUGAAACUUUGUGACAACUAUGAAAUCCGGUCUAGGAAACACCUUGGAGUGUGCGUAUCUGUAGCGAACAACCGCCUAUUUGUCGGCUCAAUCCCAAAGAACAAAACCAGAGAGAGCAUAUUGGAAGACUUCAGCAAAGUCACAGAGGGGCUUCAGGAAGUGAUCCUUUACCACCAGCCGGAUGACAAGGAGACGAACCGUGGCUUCUGUUUCCUGGAGUAUGAGGACCACAAGUCUGCAGCCCAGGCACGCCGCUGCCUCAUGAGUGGCAAGGUGAUGGUGUGGGGGAACCCAGUCACUGUGGAGUGGGCCAACCCGGUCACUGAGCGUGACACGGAUGUCAUGGCCAAUCAGGCGAAGGUCUUGUUUGUCAGGAAGCUUGCCACCUCAGUCACAGAGGAGCUACUAGUGAAGACGUUUUCUGCCUUUGGCAAACUGGAGCGGGUGUAUAAGCUCAAAGACUACGCCUUUGUCCACUUUGAGGACAGGGAUGCCGCUGUGAAGGCAAUGGUAGACAUGAAUGGAAAGGAGCUGGGGGGAGAGGCGAUUGAAAUAAGAAUAGCAAAGAAGAAGAAGGCGCGGAAGACUCAGCGCCAGACCACCAGAAACCCAGGCAGGAAUGACGAUUACAACCAGCCACCACCACGCAUGCCUCCACCAGAUAGGGGCAGGGGCCGUGGUCGCCGCGGAGGCUACGCCUCCUACCCUCCAGACUACCACAGCUACGAUGACCACUACGGCUAUGACUAUCAUGAACCCUGCAGGGGUUACGAGGACCCCUACUACGGUUACGAGGACCCCUACUACGGUUACGAGGACCCCUACUACGGUUACGAGGACCCCUACUACGGUUACGAGGACUCCUACUAUGGUUACGAGGAUGUGUACAGCGAGAAGGGUCGUGGCAGCAGGGGAGUUCCGCCCCCUCCUAGGGCCCGUGGAACACCACCCACACAGGGCCGAGGGGGCUAUGUGCAGAGGGGGCCACCCAUCAGAGGGCCCAGGGGUGGCAGAGGGGGCCGUGGGGGACUCUUUCAGCCACAGAGGGCCCACAGUACCCGAGGAGCCAGGGGGAACUGUGGGGGCAAUGUGGGCGGGAAGAGGAAGGCCGACGUCUUCAACCAGCCUGACUCAAAGCGCCGGCAGACCAACAAGCAGAACUGGGGGUCCCAGCUCAUCACCCAGCAGCAAGGCGGCGACUAUUCUGAUAACUAUGGUUAAGGUGGUGAGGUGAGAGCGACAGCGCUUAAGUGAGAAACAAACACACCAUGAAAUUUGUUCCUUACAAAAGGGUGAGCUAUUACUAGUAGUGUCUAGCCCAAACCGUGCUGAAUCUACAGAUUAUUUUGUGAGAAGACCGAUUUCCAAGAUGUCUCCUGGUCUGACAAACAGUGCUGUAGCUCUGCGCCACCUUCCACUGCCGAUGCGGGGAUUGAGACGCGGCCCAUGCAAACAAAUGUCUAGUUUAAACGAAUGGAUUUUAAUGGUCAUUUUGUUUAUUUGAUUUAUUAUGCUAAUUACAGAGCAAUUUGCUUGCCUUGCAUAUGCCAUUCAAUGUUUUCUCGUCAACUAUUAGGAUAAAGAUUUUUGAGAGUCAAGAAGAUGACAAUAAAAGAAAUCCUGUGAAGGG
Molecule: messenger RNA, 2493 nt
Organism: Oncorhynchus gorbuscha (pink salmon)
Lineage: Eukaryota; Metazoa; Chordata; Actinopteri; Salmoniformes; Salmonidae
Product: heterogeneous nuclear ribonucleoprotein R-like
Exons: 12
Coding region: 192-2084 (630 amino acids)
Cellular component (GO): nucleus; ribonucleoprotein complex
Molecular function (GO): mRNA binding
Source: RefSeq, a predicted model, not a curated record